AUGCAGCCCGAGGGCGACUUCAAGCGGAGCAUCGAUAUAGCAACAAGCCAUUCCUUUGCCUGGAUGACGGAAUUGACUCUGCAAGACGCGUCUCUCACAGCCGAUGACCUCCUCCAUAUUCCCAACCUUCGGAACUUGAAGAACAUUCAGAUCAUAGUUUCCAAGACCGAGAACGCAGUGUUCCACGACAGAAUCAUUCGGAGCUGGGCCGAAGCAGUCAUGAAAGAUGGCUGUUUCAGCAAGCUGGAGUCGAUAUUUGUUCGUGGGCAUCCACAUGUCUCUACUUGGUCCUUACAGCACAUAAGUUGCUUUCCGAUCUUGAACACUUUUGCGUUGCACUGCUGUGGUGUAGAGAAAGUCACCAAAGCCAGUGCCCAAGCUGAAAAGGCCGGAUGGAUCCUCGAUAGACAGUAAAGCCAUGUCCGAUCUUCUAUCCAUUGAAUGCUGCUGACUUGUGGAAGGUCGCGCCGCGUGAAAUUCUCCUCAGAAAGACCGAGACGAAGGCUGAUGGAAGGCAAUCAAGCCAACACUCCAUUGCUCAAACUGACCUUGAAAGGCUCACGCAAAGCAUUGCCUCCAUUGGCACUGCCAAAUCAAUUCGAAGACGACCGCGAUGACAUCUUCUGCUUCGAGCGUGAUUGGCAAUUCCAGGCGACAAACCAGGGUCCUCAACCAGAGGAAGAGCAACGUGCAAAGAAGCGUAAGGUGAGAGACGGCAAGGCGCUUCCACUGAACAGCAUACUGGACGGUCUCUGA
This is a messenger RNA of Lecanosticta acicola, 756 nucleotides long. Lineage: Eukaryota; Fungi; Ascomycota; Dothideomycetes; Mycosphaerellales; Mycosphaerellaceae. The record is from the annotation of a GenBank genome assembly.